AUGUCUACAAUUACAUACAAUUUCCUGGGAAAGGUAGCUCUCGUAACCGGUUCGAGUUCGGGUAUCGGUGCGGCCACCGCUCAACUGUUUGCCAAAUCGGGUGCCAAUGUUGUUGUCACCGGACGUAAUGCCGACGGUUUGGCCAAAGUUGCCAAACAGUGUACCGAUGUGUCACCGAAACAGUUGACUGCACUGGAAGUUGUCGGCGAUCUGACUAAUAAAGAGGAUUGCGAUCGACUUAUUGAGACAACUGUCCAAAAGUUUGGCAAAUUAGAUAUACUGGUCAACAAUGCCGGUCUAUCGUCAAUGGCCAAAAUUACCGACGAUGACUAUAUGGAAAAGUAUAUGCAUGUUAUGUCUGCUAAUCUGAAUUCAGUGGUUUAUAUGACCCAUAAAUGUGUCCCGUAUUUGGCCAAAACACGGGGCAAUGUUAUCAAUAUAUCCAGUAUUGCCGGUAUGAUACCAUUUAGACAAUCUAUGUCUGCCUAUUGUAUGUCCAAAGCGGCAGUGGAUAUGUUUACCAAAUGUAUGGCCGCAGAGUUGGGACCCAAACAUCAUAUCAGAGUUAAUUCAGUCAAUCCCGGUAUGACACACACCAGUAUUGUCCAGCGUAUGGCCGGUCUAUCCAAAGAAAAAGAUGACGUCUAUUGGCAACAAUAUACUAAACUAUAUCCGAUUGGCCGAUGCGGUAGUCCCGAGGAUAUUGCCAAUGCUGUCUGUUAUUUGGCCAAUGAUGCGGCCGCCGGUUUUAUUACGGGUACCUGUUUGCUGGCCGAUGGUGGCCAUAUUGCAGCUAAUGUUAAUCUGGAUAGUAAAAAGUAA
Messenger RNA from Oppia nitens, 822 nucleotides. RefSeq lists its product as uncharacterized. The transcript is spliced from 3 exons. The coding region runs from base 1 to 822 and encodes 273 amino acids. Gene Ontology annotation, molecular function: oxidoreductase activity. NCBI's taxonomy places the organism in Eukaryota, Metazoa, Arthropoda, Arachnida, Sarcoptiformes, Oppiidae. The record is from RefSeq and is a predicted model, not a curated record.